This is a messenger RNA of Entrophospora candida, 127 nucleotides long. Lineage: Eukaryota; Fungi; Glomeromycota; Glomeromycetes; Entrophosporales; Entrophosporaceae. The record is from the annotation of a GenBank genome assembly.
AUGUGGAUUACUCGAAAACACAGCACCAUUUCAAAUAUAGCAAACGUUGGUAAUUUCCAAUUUAAUUAUCUUCCCAUUGAUAUAUCUCAAAUUGAACAAACAUUUAUUGGAAAUAAUGGAGAGCAAG